AUGCCUGGAGUAGCUCGCGACGAUAUUGCAUCCUUCAAGCUUAGAUCAAGUGGAACAACCAUUGUUUGUGCAGCGAUUACAAAUUUGGAGCCUCUUACGAUUCGGGACAACUCGGGAACUUAUGAAAUUCUUAACUUUACUUCUCGAUGCAAUCCUGUAGAAGGAGAUGUGGGGCUAUUCCUAUUCAAUUGUAGUUCAUCACCGGCUACUUGUGAGCGUUUGACCGUAAUCCAUCCUGAUAUCGUACCUGUUUACCUUGCUCAAAUGAGAAGAUAUAAAGAAGAAUUCAACUAA
This is a messenger RNA of Auanema sp. JU1783, 294 nucleotides long. The record is from the annotation of a GenBank genome assembly. Lineage: Eukaryota; Metazoa; Nematoda; Chromadorea; Rhabditida; Rhabditidae.